Molecule: messenger RNA, 3769 nt
Organism: Cataglyphis hispanica
Lineage: Eukaryota; Metazoa; Arthropoda; Insecta; Hymenoptera; Formicidae
Product: serine proteinase stubble-like
Exons: 10
Coding region: 749-2290 (513 amino acids)
Biological process (GO): proteolysis
Molecular function (GO): serine-type endopeptidase activity
Source: RefSeq, a predicted model, not a curated record
UCGACGACGGCGCGAGACAGGCCAGGCGUUCUUCGGGACUCCUCGAGAAGAGUGGAUAGACAUGUCACUCCUCUCAUGAUCUAGAAGGAUAGACACGCUCCAUCGGGUCGUCCGCGUCCACGGGAUGACCGCGGAUUCCUUAGUUUCGAAUGGAAAUUAUUUCGGAAGAACUGAAGAAGAAGACGUCACAAAGAUUUAGAGAUAGAGGCAAUUCCAAAUUAGUGGCAGUGAAAAAAAAAAAGGUGUUGUACUCAUAUGACAGCGAUAGCUGGCGACCUCGCGAUCGCGGAUGCCGAAAUCGCGGCGUUUCCAAAGUACCAGAGCGACCUCGUUAGUCACUGAGGUGACAGUUGGACACUUCAUCGUAUCGCGAUAACAGCCGAUUACACGACGCUGGUCAUGUUUGGUUUUCUCGUCAUCCUGGAUAUGUAAGUCGCGAGUGCGCCAAGAGUUUCUUUCUGUGACACGUGAUCGGGGAAUCGGGGAGAACGCCGACUGAUCGAUGACGAAGAACACACCUCGCAGUGAUACACGGUGAACCAAAGCACUCUUCAGCAACGGUAUCCUCGAUUGUGUUAUGGUGCUGAGGACUACCUCGGUCAGACGAGGCAGACGAAGAGGUCGCAGAAGAGAGGGCGGCGGUAGUAGCCCCAUCCUGGCGGAUUUCCCCCGAGAAAUCAUUCGCGUUAGCUCGAUCGGCCGAGGAGAAAUCCGGGAAGGUCACGUCUCGUGAGUGAAUCGCAAAACGAUGGGUGUAUCGAGGCCGUGUCAUUGGCUUCUCGCUGCGGUCGUCCUGAGUCUCUCCUCGAGCUUGAUGGUGAGCGAGACGCGACAGCUCGCGGACUUGGAUUCUCCAGCCAUCGGCGUGCUAAGAGACGAGACGAAUCGCACUAGGGGAUUGACGGCGAUUCGCCGACGAAGAUAUGUGCGAUUUCCUACGGGAUCCGCUGCUUACCUCACCGACGUGGGUGGCGGUCCACCUGCGUCGCACGGCAGGAACCUCGGGCCGAUCGCGCGUUUCGUCCCUCAAUUGCCCGGUACGUGGAGGCAGCACAAAUCCCUCUGGAGGAGCCCCGUAAUCGCCGAUUACAACAGGCCGGUGAUGUCCCAUCGGACGCCGCGAUUGAUAUUCCGCGACAACGACUUCCUGCCGCCGAUCGGAGGCAGCGGAGCCUCCUUCUUCCAGCAGUCUAAUCAGUUGCCGGAAUUCGAGGAUGACGUCAGAGAUCACCGAAAGCAGACGGCGGACGAUUAUCCCAGAUUGGAAACAGAGACGCGCCAACAAAAAAGACCGCUGUGGAAAGGCGACGAUACAUUGUGCGCGGACGGACGGAGCUGCGAAUUUUUUCUAAUGUGCUGGAUGACUGCUGGCCUAUUGGACGGCAGCUGCGGCGGCAUUAUGUUCGCGUGUUGUCAGCGGAAAGACCCUAAAGCUCUCACUGAUUAUAACCUGAUCGAGUCACCUAGAGAUCAAUCUCGGCCGCUUCCGCUGGAUUUGUACACGGAGACCGACAGCGACGAUCGUUGCGGCAUACCGGUAGUUUCGAAGCAAAUCGCGCAGAGGAGGAUCGUCGGUGGUGACGACGCCGGUUUCGGCAGUUUUCCGUGGCAGGCUUACAUACGCAUCGGAUCCAGCAGAUGCGGCGGCACUCUGGUCAACCGGUUUCACGUCGUCACGGCCGGGCAUUGCGUUGCAAAAGCCUCGGCUAGGCAAGUUCAAGUAACUCUCGGCGAUUACGUGGUCAAUUCUGCGAGUGAGUCCCUUCCAGCUUAUACUUUCGGGGUUCGAGAGAUUAGAGUGCAUCCUUACUUCAAGUUCACGCCGCAGGCAGAUAGGUUCGAUGUGGCGGUGCUUCGAUUGGACCGACCGGUUCAUUAUAUGCCUCAUAUAGCCCCUAUAUGUUUACCAGAGAAAAAUGAAGAUUUCUUGGGACAAUACGGCUGGGCUGCUGGAUGGGGCGCGUUGCAAGCAGGUUCUAGACUGCGACCCAAGACGCUGCAGGCAGUGGACGUGCCCGUGAUCGAUAAUCGCCUCUGCGAGCGAUGGCAUCGAUCCAAUGGCAUCAACGUCGUCAUUUAUGACGAGAUGAUGUGCGCCGGUUACCGCGGCGGCGGCAAGGACUCGUGUCAGGGCGACAGCGGCGGCCCAUUGAUGUUGGAGAAAACCGGUCGUUGGUAUCUCAUCGGCAUCGUCUCCGCUGGUUACUCCUGCGCGCAGCCAGGUCAACCGGGCAUCUAUCAUCGCGUGGCCAAGACCGUCGACUGGAUCACGUACGUCAUAAACUCGUAGCGCUGAUCCCGGAAGAAUUAUCCUCAGGAGAGUCCUGAGAAUUCCUUCGCUGGAACCGCGGACUUUGUAUGACACAAGGUUCGAGCGUUUCUUCUCCAAGGAGGAUCUACGAUCGCGCUUGAAAAACCGCGAUGCGACGCAAAGACGAAGGCCUUUAACGAGACGAUAAUAAUUUAAAUGACAUUUUUUGAAAAGAAGUAUAUACCUAAUGGAAUUAUAGCCAUCUUAUUCUACGAGGAUGUAAAAGUUAUUUAAAUAAAAUCUAACGUCACACAGAAUUUAAGAAGCGAAUCGCGGACGAGAAUUUCUAAUAUAGUUUCAAAAAAAAAAAAAACGCGAAUAGAUUCGAUAUUUUCUGUCAAACGCGAUAUUAUAAGUAUCUCUAUUGACACAAGCGGAUGGCGCAAAUGUGUUGUAAUUUUAUCGAUGUGAAUGCAUUGUAAAUUAAGCGUGUGUAUGAUAUACGUAUGGACUUGCGCUUAAUAAAUACUCUGUUUUCGAUUUUCAUUAUCGAUGGAUUGAUUAUUUUUCUCCUCCAAUCUCUAGCAUAGCAUUAUAAUUAUAUUUUAUCCCUUUGUUCAAUUUUAAUAUACUUUAACGCACUUAUCGCGUAUAAUAAUUACGUGAUAAUAACGUGAUAAAGUUAUAAAUUUAUUACCUUGAUUAUAUUAAUAAUCAAAGUAUUAUAGAUUUGAUUGACACUUAAUUACCAUCAUUAAUUAAAAUUUCAAUGUUAUCGAUUUAUAUUUUGCAACGAGAAAGGAGUAACAAUUAGAAAGAGAAAGAGAGAGCGAAAUGAGAGUAAACAGUAUUUACAUUAAAAACAUAUUUCAUUUGACAACUGCUACUUUCUCAACAUAAACUACCAGUGUUGCGAAUAAAUCAACGCGAUUAAGUAUCUAUGUUUCCGUUGCACACGCAUUUUUCAUAAGUACACAUUUACUUUGACAUAGUUUGACAUAUUUAACAAUACGUAUGAGCUCCGAUGAUAAUCUAUCUAGCUUAUCAUUAUCGCUUUGGCCUAUUUUAACAUCGCGAAAUAUUCAAGAGAUAAUUCUAUCAUUAAAUCUAAUACGUAAUACGCACUCUCCGGCAGCCUCUGAUCUCUUCGCAUCAUUUACAUAUCGCUUCUAGUUCAACAAUAAAAUUUCUCAUCGUGGAAUGAUAUUUCAAAUGAAUGUUUGAUAAAUAGAGCAGCAAUAAAUCAAUUCCUAUCAUAAUUUGCGAUCAUUUGUAAUUGCCUGCCAAAUCUCAUCGUUCUGUAAAAUGCAAAAGAACACGCGCUAAAUAAAUCAUUAUUAAUGACGCUGCUCUAUAAAUAUAAAUAAAAGGGAAUACAAAUUUUAGGGGUACAAAAAUGCAACGAGAAAUGUGUGAAGAUGCUCGGGGAGAGGCUCCAGGUAGUUAAUGCUAAUUUUUGUCCUAUCUAAACACAAUAUAAAGGAUUAAGUCGCGAGUUCGCUUAAGUAUUUGUUCGAC